Molecule: messenger RNA, 2764 nt
Organism: Cyprinus carpio (common carp)
Lineage: Eukaryota; Metazoa; Chordata; Actinopteri; Cypriniformes; Cyprinidae
Product: adhesion G protein-coupled receptor E3-like
Exons: 16
Coding region: 180-2612 (810 amino acids)
Biological process (GO): cell surface receptor signaling pathway; adenylate cyclase-activating G protein-coupled receptor signaling pathway
Cellular component (GO): membrane
Molecular function (GO): G protein-coupled receptor activity
Source: RefSeq, a predicted model, not a curated record
CAUCAUCACUUCUCUUUUAUUAUUAUCUCUCUCUCUCAGAGGAAGUGGGUGUCUCUCUGUCACGGUCAGCAGUUAAUGUUAAACACGUAACCAGGAAAGAAACACUAAAACUCAUCUGAACACACAUCGAGAGCUUCAGAAGAACUGAAUCUACAGAGAUCACUGAAGAAGAGAGAAGAAUGAAGAUCAUCUGGACUUGCACUCUGCUGAUGAUUCCUGGUGUGUUGAGCUCCAUCAGUGUGACAGGAUAUUCAGGAGGACGAGUCAACAUCACAUGCAGAUAUGAUAGAGGAUAUAUAGACAAUGAAAAGUAUUUUUGUAAAGGACAGAAUCCAGGAUGCACCGACCUCAUCAAGACGGAUAAAAAAAAUGGUGAAAAAUGGGUUGAUUCUGGAAGAUUCUCUAUGUAUGACGACACAAGAGCAGCAGUUUUCACUGUGACCAUCAGAGAUCUGAGUGAACAGGAUUCUGGGACAUACCAGUGUGCAGUUGAUAUCUCUUUGGCUAAAGAUGCCUACACUGAAGUGAAUCUGAAUGUUGUAACAGAUGAUUUUUUAUUUUUUGCAGCGUAUCCUUCUGUUGACCCCUGCUACAACUACACUGUGCUGGACGAUCCAUGGAGAUCCACCAGUAAUACAUAUUCCAACAUGUGUGACGAGUCUGCCACCUGGAGUGGCUGGUAUCGUCUCUUCAUUAACGGUCUGAGCGCUCAGAUCCCAGACACAUGUGUUGCUCAGUACAGCUGUGGCACUGCUGCCCCACUGUGGAUUCGUGGUGGACACCCAACAGUACAUGAUGGAGUCGUCACUCGAGAUGUCUGCGGUCACUGGAUCAAUUACUGCUGCUAUUACGGGUCUUACCCCAUGAAAGUCAAAGCCUGUCCAGGCAAUUAUUAUGUCUAUGAGCUUGUUCGUCCCAAUGAAUGCCCUUUAGCAUACUGUGCAGUUGUUACUAACAUCAGCAGCACUCAUACAACAGUCACACCAGAGACGAGCCCAGCUGUUAUAAAUAUAACGCUGCCAGAAGAAUGCAACAGUCAGACCCCUGGAGGAUGUUUUCAAAAUCUGCUUGAGCAGAUCGAGAACAUCACAGUGCUUCCUUUAAAUACUGUGACAAACAUUUUGACUGUGGCCUUCAACGCUUCAGAGAAGAUUUUAGAGUCAUUAUCAACAGCAAGCCAAGCUGAACUAGCCUCCCACGGAAACCUUGUGUUAAAAACCAGUGAGAAACUGAUUUCUACAUUAGUGAAGCCGACAGACACAAGUGACAGUGUCAGUUUUACUCUUCCUGCUGUAGAGGGUCAAGUCUUCAUGGUUGGACCAAAGGUCACCUUAGAUAAAAUCCCUCGACUUGACACGACAAAUUCUUCUGUGGACAUCGAUCUCAUUGGGAUAUCCAAGAACAACACUGAAAGAUCAGCUGCUGUGGCUUUCAUGAGCUACGUCACGAUGGAGAAUCUAUUGAAGUCAGACUUCUUCUACACAUCAAAUGACACAAUUAAAACCAUGAUGUCCACUGUGAUCUCAGCUACUCUUCCCAAAACCACCAAUACUAAACUCACCAAACCAGUCAACUUCACCUUCAGACACAUCAGAGAGUUUGAUCCCAGUGGUUCUCUGUCCUGUGUGUACUGGAAUAUCAGCAAGUGGAUUGUAGAUGGUUGCUCUGUUUUAGAGACCAACAGCAGCUACACUGUGUGUUCCUGUGUUCAUCUGUCCACAUUCACUCUCAUCAUGCAAACCAGCCGCCCAACAGAGAGUGACCCGCUGCUGGAUCUGUUGAAUUUGGUGUGUGUGAUCGUGGGGUUGGUGUUCUUCAGUUUGGCCCUGUUGACCUUUGCCCUUUGUCAGUGGAGUCCUUUAGUGAAUAAUGUGGCUCGAAUCAACAUCUGCAUCAGUCUUCUGCUGGCUCACCUUCUGUUGCUGCUCACACAGCAGUUCCUGAGCCUCAUACGGCGUCAGCAGGUGUUGUGUGCCGUGAUCUCAGGCCUUCUGCACUUCCUCUUUCUCUCCGCCUUUGUGUGGAUGUUCAUUGAAGGUGUGCUGCUCUUCAUCUGUGUGAAGAACCUAUCACAGAUCAGCUCCAAAAAGAGGAAGGUGCUUAGCACUGGAUUCCUGUGUGUGAUUGGAUAUGUGGUUGCUCUGGUUGUGGUGUGUGUGUCUGUCGGUCUGGUUCCUGAAGGCUAUGGCAGCAAACACUGCUGGAUUAAAAUGGAUAAAGGCUUCAUCUGGAGUUUUCUGGGUCCUGUUUGUGUCAUACUAGCGUUAAACACAAUUCUCUUCAUCAACAUCAUCAUCAGUCUGAACUCUGCUUUCAAAAGUCUCAAUGCUGAUGUUUCACAGAUUAAGCAAACCAAGAUUAUGGUGUUUAAAACACUGGCUCAGUGUGUGGUUCUUGGUUGCCCCUGGAUUUUGGGUUUCUUUAUUAAUGGCAGUAAGGUGCUGGAGAUCAUCUUCCUGAUCUUGAACUCCCAGCAGGGAACCUUCAUCUUCCUGAUCUACUGUGUCCUCAAUAAUAAGGUCAGGCAGCAGUACAGGAAGUUCUUCAGAUGUCUUUGGUCAAACAACACAGAGGACCACACCAUCACAUUUAGAGUAAUAACCACUGAAUAAGUAAUAAGUAAAUUCUGCUCAAGUGCCAUUAAUAUACAGCUGAUUUUAUAUAACAAAAUAUAUUUUUUUGUAUGCUAAAUGUUAUAGUCUCAGAUCAUUCUGCAAAUGAAAGAAAAACAUGUUAUUCUACAGUGUCUUAUUUUAUAGCUUCU